AUGUCGUGGAAGGCGUCGGAGCGCUUGAUGGACACCAUCAGGCACUAUGCCAACUUCCCAGCAACAGGAGUCAGCUUGCGGCAGAUGGUGCAAUUUGGAGAGAGGCCUUCAACGGGGACCCUCUUCCGAGCCUCGCAAUUCCUUGCUGAAGAGCUGCCAAUUCGACUUGCGCACCGAGUGCAAGAGCUCAACGAUCUUCCUGAUGGGCUUAAUGAGAUGCCAUCAGUCAAGAAGGUGAAGGACUGGUAUGCGCAGUCGUUUGAGGAGAUCACAACUCUACCGCGACCCGACCUAGCCAAAGAAGUACGACAACGUCUCCUCAGACCUGGCAAAUUCAAUGGCAGAAACUUGUUGUCCGAAGCGACGCCAAACCCCAGUAUUGAGGAGGGCCAGUACGCGUCCUUGCCCGUCGGUAGCGCCACCCUCACCAAGAAACAACAAGCUACGAGGAGAUAUUUUGCCAUGGUUGACGACAGUAGUGACUGGCCGCCAGAUUUGCAAGCAUACAACCACAAAUUCUCCCACACGCUCAACAAGAUCAAGAGGCGGCACGAUGGCGUCGUCACGACGAUGGCCCAGGGCAUCCUCGAAUACAAGCGCAAAAGGCAACGAAUGCAGAUUGACAAUAACAUUCAGUCCUUCUUGGACCGCUUCUACAUGUCGCGCAUCGGCAUCCGGAUGCUUAUUGGGCAACACAUCGCCUUGACUGACCAGAGCCAUCACCGAGAUCCGACCUACGUCGGCAUUAUUUGCACCAAAACGAAUGUUCGGGAUCUCGCGCAAGAGGCCAUCGAGAACGCUCGCUUCGUCUGUGAGGACCACUACGGUCUGUUCGAAGCGCCCAAGAUCCAGCUUGUCUGUAACCCCAACCUCAACUUCAUGUAUGUGCCAGGCCACCUGUCACACAUGCUCUUCGAAACCCUCAAGAACUCUCUGCGGGCUGUGGUCGAGACUCACGGCCAGGAGAAGCAGGAAUUUCCAGUGACCAAAGUCAUAGUCGCCGAGGGCAGAGAGGAUAUCACCAUCAAGAUCACAGACGAAGGCGGCGGGAUUCCCCGAAGCGCCAUACCCCUGGUCUGGACUUACAUGUAUACUACGGUCGACCGCACGCCCAAUCUCGAUCCGGACUUUGACAAAUCGGACUUCAAGGCACCCAUGGCUGGAUUUGGCUAUGGUCUACCUAUUUCACGGCUGUAUGCUCGGUACUUUGGUGGUGAUCUGAAGCUAAUCAGUAUGGAAGGUUACGGCACAGAUGUCUACCUUCACCUCAACCGACUUUCGAGCUCGUCAGAACCGCUCCAAUAG
Pseudomassariella vexata is the source of this 1305-nucleotide messenger RNA. RefSeq names its product mitochondrial branched-chain alpha-ketoacid dehydrogenase kinase-domain-containing protein. The transcript has 4 exons. Gene Ontology annotation, cellular component: mitochondrion. NCBI's taxonomy places the organism in Eukaryota, Fungi, Ascomycota, Sordariomycetes, Amphisphaeriales, Pseudomassariaceae. Gene Ontology annotation, biological process: protein phosphorylation; regulation of glucose metabolic process. Gene Ontology annotation, molecular function: pyruvate dehydrogenase (acetyl-transferring) kinase activity. The record is from RefSeq and is a predicted model, not a curated record. Bases 1 to 1305 code for a protein of 434 amino acids.